Messenger RNA from Lentinula edodes (shiitake mushroom), 1383 nucleotides. RefSeq lists its product as uncharacterized. The record is from RefSeq and is a predicted model, not a curated record. NCBI's taxonomy places the organism in Eukaryota, Fungi, Basidiomycota, Agaricomycetes, Agaricales, Omphalotaceae. The transcript has a single exon. The coding region runs from base 1 to 1383 and encodes 460 amino acids.
AUGGCGAGCGGGGCACCAGCAAGUUCUGCUACGACAUCGAGUUCAUCACCGACGUCUGCGAGUACGACAACGAGUAGCAGUAGCUCUACAACUUCAUCUACGACUUCCAGCACUACCAGCAACACCUCUAAUACUUCUUCCUCGACGUCGGCAUCGAACACCGCAUCGUCAGCGCAAUCCAGUGGUUCAAGUUUAGGUUCGGGAUCUAGUAGCGGGACGUCUAGUGCGACGAAGACUAGUAGCUCGACAACGUCAACAUCGACGCUUACAGCGUCUUUAACAACCGCUGUAGCUACUACCGUCGUAGGGACAUCUGCUGAUGGCCAGGUAUACACCACCGUUAUCCAGACAUCUACCGUCUUACCCCCAGGAGCCACCGUCACUUCUUCGUCCUCCUCAGACUCCGGGUCAUCUUCAUCAUCAGACUCGCACACAGGAGCGAUAGUUGGGGGUGCCGUCGGUGGUGGAGCAGCGCUGAUAAUCGUUUUGGUGUUGGUUGGAAUGUGGUGGAAGAGGUAUAAACAAAAACAGAGAUCUUUAGAGGCGUUUGAUGGGAACUUUGAUCCGGAUAGGAUUGUGACUGAGGGGAAAGCGAUGAAGGGUGAGCCGAAAGGGAUGAGGGGACGAGGAGCGACGUUGCCGAAUGUUGGGGACGAUGAUGAUGGAAUGGGUGGAAGGUUGGCUGGCUCGGCACUGGGUGCUGGUGUCGUCGCACCGUAUCCUCUGUAUCACCCAACAAACGCAAACGCAAUACCUCCUGAAAUGUCGACACAACAACAACAAAACUCCAAUCCAUCUUCAACAUCCCUCGGGUAUUCACGUCCCAGUACACAUACCCGAUCACCAAGUUUGGGUUUAUCCAGUUCAGGUGUACCUGCGUCGGUGUAUGCCGCUGCUUACGGUGACAACGGCCCACCGCCUACUCAACCUCAAGGCUCCAAUGCACCGUACGGUUUCGGCGUCGGCGAACGUCUACCGAAUCCCUAUACCCAAAACCCCAAUCAACCCAAUCCAGCAUCCAACUCCGGGUCUACUUCCACACACACCACGCACACUGGAGCCGGGCAAGGAUACGGUCGAUUCAAUGUCGCUAAUCCAGAUCCAGGCGCUGGUGCUGGCGCUUCGUCUUCAUCUGCAGCAGGUCCCGAAGGUCUAUUCGUCGGUGGGUUCACCCCCGGUGCCCGUGGUGAAAACAAAUCCGCUGCCGGGCCUGCGUUUGGUGGGAGGAGCAGAGAUGUGUUGGUGCAUCAGGACGGAGGGAGGGUUGAUGUUCCCAGGGGUGAGGGAGAAGGAGAGGGUCCAGAUGAGAUUCCUCCCACAUAUGACAGUUUGCUGCCAGAUAGAAGUGGGAGUGGGCCUCCUCAACGAGGUGGGAAGCGAUGA